Messenger RNA from Exophiala bonariae, 906 nucleotides. RefSeq lists its product as uncharacterized. The record is from RefSeq and is a predicted model, not a curated record. Gene Ontology annotation, molecular function: nucleic acid binding. Lineage: Eukaryota; Fungi; Ascomycota; Eurotiomycetes; Chaetothyriales; Herpotrichiellaceae. The transcript has a single exon. The coding region runs from base 1 to 906 and encodes 301 amino acids.
AUGUAUCUUGAAGAUAUUGUGUGGUCUCACAGGCAGGAAGAGAUUCUGAGACUUUUUGCUGCCGAUAACGAUGAAAAGAGACAUCGAUUUGCUCCAAUGAAAAAUCGGCAAAGAGCCUUCAUCCACAGCCUUGCGGAAGAUUUUGGAUUUGAUGGAGAAAGUCUGGAUCCUGAACCACAUCGACAUGUACUUUUGUUCAAAACACCCAAGUUUGUGUCGGCGCCGAUGAAGACCUUGGCACAGGCAGUCAGGAUCAAGCGCGCGCAACUCAACAUUGUAGCUCCAAUCCACUCAUCCACGGUAGAAGCCAAGCCAGCAGACGAGGUCAAGUAUGACUAUAAUGGUCUGCUUCUUACCAAUGUGAAAUUCGGAUUGACAGAGGAUGAGGUGAAGCCUUUGGUCAAGAAGUCAGCCGCAUCUAUCGACUUUGACAUAAUCUUCUUAUCCAACGACGAUGGUGUUGGGUUGCUGCCAUCAAGGUCUUGGGAAACACCCGAGCAGUUGACAACAUCGCUGACUGGCCUACAGCCAUUGAUUGCCAGCGAAAUGGCCAAGCAUCACAUUGCAUCAACAACCACUCUGUGUCAGUUCGAUCUGUCUGGUGUUGAGCCUCGAGUGGUUCACGUGCAGGGGAAAGCCAGCAGCAGCUUUGCUAAUGGUUGGUCUCAGGUUGCAGCCAAGAGAGCAAUACCUAUGCAAGCACCUCAGGUGAAACCCGUUGGGCAACGACCGAUCUACACAGUAUUGGGGAGUCGACUAGCGGAGGCGAAGAAAAGGAAGCAGGAAAAUGAAGAUAGACUUCGGAAGCAAGCGCUCAAAGAAGAAGUCAUAGACGACUGGGAGAAUGAGGCCGAGCAGGAGGAACAAGAAGAAGCCGCGCUGGGGAGUAGCGCCCAAGGGCUAUGA